Molecule: messenger RNA, 1316 nt
Organism: Aspergillus versicolor CBS 583.65
Lineage: Eukaryota; Fungi; Ascomycota; Eurotiomycetes; Eurotiales; Aspergillaceae
Product: riboflavin synthase
Exons: 4
Coding region: 254-955 (233 amino acids)
Biological process (GO): riboflavin biosynthetic process
Molecular function (GO): riboflavin synthase activity
Source: RefSeq, a predicted model, not a curated record
AGAAGCUCUCCGACUCGGGCUCAGCAGUCAGCACCGGCCUCAAAGCCGAGGUCGACCCGCCUCUUCCGCUAAGCAUUUCCACCCCACGCUUCAGUCAAUCGCAUCUCCAUUUACAGAUAUUUAUACAUUUCGAAGCUCUGUUAUAGAAAUCCCACAGCCGGUGAGCCAUUGGCUCCUCAUAAACUCCGUCUUGCCCACUCUUUUCCACCCCUCUCUGCGGAUAACUCAAGCCGAACAUCCCUCCUCACCCGCCAUGUUUACCGGACUUGUAGAAACCAUUGGGACGGUCUCGUCCCUUGAGCCCCUCGACACCACAGCAAGCGGAGGCGGGGGCACAUCUCUAACCAUCACCGAUUGUGAGACUAUUCUCACUGAUGUGCAGCUGGGAGACAGUAUUAGUGUCAAUGGAACCUGCCUGACUGUCACGGCCUUUGAAAAAUCAUGGUUCAAAGUCGGAGUCGCCCCGGAAACUCUCCGCCGUACAAACCUAGGCGCCCUAACGGAAACUUCUCAAGUCAACCUCGAGCGCGCCGUGAAAGGCGAAACCCGGAUGGGCGGACACAUGGUGCAGGGUCACGUCGACACAAUUGCGAAAAUCAUUGCCACCACGCCUGAUGAGAAUUCGUUGGUUCUCCGUCUUCAACCCCGCGAUCUUACUACUUUACGGUACAUUGUUGAAAAGGGUUUCAUUACGCUUGACGGAGCCAGCUUGACGGUUACGCAGGUGAAGGAUGGAGAGGACGGAUGGUUUGAGAUCAUGCUUAUUGCAUAUACGCAAGAGAAGAUUGUAACAGCCGCAAAGAAGGUUGGGGACUUUGUGAAUGUGGAAAUUGAUGUCAUGGCAAAGUAUGUUGAGAAGGGAAUCGAGGCCUAUUUUGCUGGUACAGCAGGGGGUAAUAUGAGCAUUUUGGAGAAGAUGGUUGAGCGGAUAGUCGAGGAGAAGCUAAAGCGAUAGUUUGAAAUGAAGCAGAAAAGAAAGCUCGGAUAUUAAGUAUCGAUUUGUCGGCGAUAAUUUUGUGAUAUUUACCAUAAUUGACGAUGAACAAAUGUGGGUAUAAUUUGAUAUCCUAAAUGGAAGAUGCACAGCUCACUGUAUGUACCCAAGGCGAAGGGUGCUCUAGCAUCACCAAUUCCUCCGUAAUUUUCUUCCCCUCAAGAGUUUAGAGCGUGCUCAAGUGCUUGGUACCGACGAAGACAAACAUUCCCAUAGAAACAUCCGUCGCGAGGUAUCGCUCGGGAGGGUAGUCGCAGUCAUGAUUAAUCAAUGGUGGGAAGAUAUACUCCAUCGGUAAUACGCAAAGUAGUUAGGUUGUGCG